GACUAGUUAUUCAAAUGGGUUUAUUUUUAUUUAACAUGGGGUUAUAGGAGAACAUAUCAGUUCCCUGGGGUUAUGGUCUUUGGGUAAAUACAAAAUGUGCUUUGUUCAUUCUACAUAUAAAAUGGAAAUAUAUGUAAACAAGGGAUAACAGUUACUCCAAAUAGGUUAUUGGAGUGGGGGUUUCUGCAAGGGUUAUGAUGAUAACUACAUAAUCUGUAACUCAUCUGAGAGAUCGCCAGUAGAAUAAGGGAGUUAUCAUGGAAAUGUAAUGUCAGAAUGCAUUAAUGCUUGGGAGAGACUAUCAUAACACCAAGUGGGUGUGAAACUCAAACCCACCCUACUGGCUGAAUAGUGUGGGACAACUGUGUCUGAUGACUUGUGAACUGUAUCUGGAAUGAUAUGUACUGGGAGAAGAAAGACUAAAGGGGAUUGGGAUAAUGACCUUUUAUUACCAGGCCACUCAUGACAGAAAAACAGAGGUAAAAGGGUGCAUGGUAAAAUAGAUAUUACUGGUACUAAAAGUUUUUAGUAUAAUGUUAAUUAUUAAAGGGAUGAUGUAUUGAAUUGAGUAGGUCAAAUUUGAGUUAAAGUAAACACUAAGGACUGUUAUCCUGAAUAUUGGAUUGGACAAUUUAUAAACAACAUUUAGUUAUGUUUUGGUUAUAGGACUGUUUAAAUUUACUAGGCCUAGGGAAGCUCUGGAAACUAAUCCUGAGACAGGUUGAUUGACAGAACUUGCAGAAUAUUAGAUUUAAAGGUUUUUGUUUCUUUUAUUUUACAAUAUCAUUGUAAUUGGAGUGAUACAUUGGAAUGACAUCAGUAAUUGAAUAAAAAGUAUAGUCUGUUGUGUGAUAACACCCAAGGAUGAAGAAGACAUUACAAAUAGUGGUAAUUUAUUGCAAAUAUGCAGUUAUUAUAAUUUACUUUACCAUUUUUCUUGUUUGGUCAAUUUAUUUUUGGUUUGAGGAAAAUAAGAGUGUAUAUUUUUCCUGAGGAGGGACUGAUAUAAAUUGACUAAAAAUGAUUUGAGAAUGUUUAAGUAUGUAUCAAACUAUGGAAGGAAAUUAGGAGUAGUGACUUAUGUGUUAUGGGUUAGAAAAACUGUAACUACAUUGGGGGCUCAUAUGAAGGUUAUGGUAACAAGGGGGGCUGUUAUUUCUAGAAACAGUGUAUAUUGAUAGACAAGAUAAUUCACAGAAAAGGAAGGACAGUUGGUUUUGUAAAAAUAUAGGGACAAUUCUAAAAGUAAAUAGAACAUUACACAUACCUAGAUUAUGGUAAAAGUAAUAAGUAGUGGCAUUUUGAACACUAGAGCAAAAGUUUAAGAAGCUUAGGAUUUAGUUUUGUUAGGAUUGGAUAUUCUUCCAACUGGAAGACACUUGACUGAUUACAUGUUAUUCUUGCAGCAGUUACGGUAGGGACCAUAAUUUGGCUAUCAUUAUGAAUAUUUUUGUGGCAAGAGGCCAGGUAUUUAAGACAGAAUGUUUACAUAGGGCUGUUAUUUAAAAAUUAAGAUUUAGUGAUCUUGCUCUAAGAAGAAAGUCUGUCAGGAAAUAACCCAUGUGUUAGUAUGUAUGUUCCCAGGAAAAGACGCCAGAUGGAAGGGCAUGGGCUGAAUUCUGGAAACUGAGUGUACAUCAAGAUACACCGGGCUGGGGAUAUACUUCUUACAGCACCUGCAGUGUUGAAACAGAGCAGAUGGGGAACUAAGUAAAAAAUGACAUGGUUUGGGAACACCUCUCAGAACCUGCGGCCGAAAGGGGAAGACUGGAUGAAAGCACGAGGAAGCCAAUUAGGGCCUCCAUUUUUGUGGAGUCCAGCAGAAAAGUAUCCUGGAGGCAUAGAGUCAGGUGAAGAGAGAGUGGGAAUUGUCAUGGUCUCAGAUUUCAGUAUUCAUGAAUACAGUCAUGCAUAACAUAUAACAUUGUCAAUACUGUUAUGUUUUGUCCUUUGUUUUCCAAGUCUUAUGUUUAGGAAACCAGAUGGAGAAGGGUUCUCCAGCUUCAGCUGGAAUGUCAGUUUGUGUGAUGAGUGAUGGAAGUAAGAGAAUGUAUGGUGUAAUCAUAGAACAGAGGCCAUAAGUCUCUAAGUAUGAAUGCCCCACAGAAAGAAGGCAGAAAUCUGAACCAGGACGAGAGGUUCCACAUCUGAUGAUCCAAGGGGACCAGAAGGAUCUCUCCCAGUGAUACCAGGAGAUCGAGUCUACGUUUGAGUGUUCCGAAGGAAGUGGGAUCAGCCAAGGAGGGAAGGACCCUACGAGGUGGCAACAGCCACAAACACGGCCGUCCAAGUGAAAGGAAGCAAGACGUGGUAUCAUCUAAACCACUGCACCCGAGUCCCGACGGAAAGAAGGACACAACCAUACAGAGAUGAGGACACAGAGGAUGCUGAUUCACCAGAAGGGACCCCGGAGGGAGCAGGAGCAGCGGAAUCGAUCAAAGCGCCGGGGAGGAAUCAAGAAAAUGGCAGACCAGAUACAACGAGUGCAUCAGCUAACACACUCAGAAGAACCAACCAGGGAAAAAGAGCCUGAAAAGAAAAGAGACAAACAACCAAAGUUUCCUCCAGUAUGGCCAGAAAGCCCAGAAGUGGGAGGGGGUAACAUGUCUGCCACUCCUGAUGAUAUACUUGUUGGGGCAGACUCUGUUGACGGAAGCCUUCUACAGUGGGACCCCGAGGUAUCGCCUAAAGAAGGGGAACAUCUCUUCCCUGAAAUGGACGCCUUCCCAGAUGGAAGCCCAGUUCGGGCUGAGGAGGGAACAACAGGCGAAGAGAGUGGAGGAGAAGCCUUAUCAGGAACAACAAGUGAAGAAAGCGGAGGAGAAGCCUUACCAAGAGCAGAAGGAGAAAUCUUGCAAGAUGAAAGAAAUGGGGAUUUCCCCAAAAUUGACUUUUCAGCUCUUGAAUUGUCUCCAUAAUGAACAAUUGAAGUUAGACCCAUAGAAGAACAAUGAUAUUGACAUAACAGAAGUAACAGUGAACGCUAGAAUAGCAACAACAGACUCACGCACAAUCAAGAUGUAGGGUGGAAACAGGAAGAGAAAAGAGGAACCAGUCAAACAAUCUAAAAAGACUGACAAGGUUAGAAUCUCUGUCCCACCUCAACACAUAACUGAAACAGAAGAAUAGAAGACAAAAGGAUCAAACCCUUACCGGAGAUUGCAUUCGGUGGCUGGACAUAUCAUCGAACGAAGAGAGAAGUCAUUUGGGACUCAAAAGGAUGUGACCUGACGUUAACCAAAGAAGUAGACGAGUGGGUGCUCACCAUGAAUCAGAUUGAACCAGUUGAAGGUGAAGAAUUAAUAGGUGAAAUAACGAGAACAAGAUUGACUGAAGGGAGUAGUUCCUCAGUCAUUCAGAAUUGGUCUUACGCCAAUACCUAAACAGGAAGAGCCGGUGGUAGCUAGAAAGCAUCAGAACCAGGAGGGUUCUUCAUUGACAUUUUGAACUUUUUGACUAACUCUAAUGACCUACCUCAAGAUAAGAACAUUGCAAAGAUGACAGACAGACAUACCAGACUCUGAACCACUCAAGGACACCACAUGAAAAGAAUAGUGAAGAAUGAGUGGUACGAAUGGGCUAAGUAUACAGCAGAAAUAAACAUAGAAUGGACAAUUGUAUUUUGUGUAAAAAAUCACCUUUGUCUGAUCUUUUGAUAGUACCUGAACCUGCAUCAUUUGAAGAAUGUGUUAAAUGUAAAAUGUUCAAUAUUCAGAGAAAAUACUACAUUCCCUUGUGUGAUAUAGAAUAUAGGAUUGCUCGAGGGAGCACUAGAGGCAGAACCAUGUUAAACGAGACUGGAUUAGGAGACAAGGAUUGUGCUGCCUAUGACAUUAAAACUGAAUUAAAUGGACCUCAAUUAGACAGAAGUACUGUGGUUAAAGGUAAAUAUGAAGGUUUUUACAGCCAUAACACCGAAGGAAUUGGUGUAGGAAACACCACUGUAGAAUGUGAUACUAUUUGGGUACUAGAGACUGCAGGGGUUCGUAGGAAUAAAUAUAAAGGGUUGAUAAUGCAUAGAAAAGGGGUGUGUGGUACAAUAACUCAGGUUGCGCCAUCUCUUAUUAUGCUAAAAAAUCAUGACAGAAGUAUUGCGGAUAGUUUCUGGAUGUGUGGGAAUGACAAACUGUUGAAUGUACUGCCAGAUGGAUGGACGGGUCUUUGUACCUUAGUUAGAGCAAUUCAACAGGUAACCAUUAUUAAAUCACCCCAUGAUGACUAUGUUAACUCUAGAGUUAAGAGGGCGUAUGAGAAAGACACUGAGGUAUACUUUGAUGCAAUUGGACAGCCUAGAGGGGUACCUCGGGAGUUCAAGGCAAGAGAUGAAGUUAAAUCUGGAUUUGAAUCUAUAUUUUUGUGGAUAACACCAAAUAAGAACUUAGAGUGGAUGACUUAUAUAUACUAUAACCAACAGAGAUUCAUUAACUAUACUGACUCGGCUUUAACGGCGUUGGGGGAACAGGUACAGGAUACCAGUAAAAUGUCUUACCAAAAUAGACAGGCUCUCAAUUGGCUUUUUGCAGAGAAGGGUGGAGUUUGUGUUAUGUUCGGGGAUGAUUGUUGCACCUUUAUUCCCAAUAACACUGCGCCUAAUGGAUCCCUUGCAAUCGCUAUGGCUAAACUUAAAGGGUUAAGAGAAGAGGUUAAGAAAAAUGCUGGGGUGGACUCUCAUGUUUGGGAUUGGUUGGACUUAGCAUUGGGGAAAUGGGGAGCCAUGUUUGCUAGGACGGUCUUUAUGCUGUAAGGGGGGUUAUUGGCUCUGGGUAUUGUAUUUUGUUGUGUUUUACCCUGGGUGAAAUCACUUGUGAUUCAGACAACGGUUAAACAGAUGUUUGUAAGUAGAGCUGACACUCCGGUGAUAGUUGAUCCUGUGCCGGGUAGGCCAGGCCACUAUACUGAUGAAAAUGGACAGUUAUGCUGUCAUUCCAAAUUCAUAAGAAAGUCAACUGAUGCAUAUCCACAAAAAGGGUAAUUUCCGUAGUAAGUACAAGAGGUGUUAUGUAAGGUCUACUUUUGCUCACGGCCUUGUGUUUUAGUAUGUUUUGUCAAAUGUUUUUAUAGGUAUAUCAAUGAAUAUAUCUGGUUUCUUUUAAUUAAAAGUUAGUUUUGCCUUCUAAAAUGCUAGGUUAUAUUUAAAAACAUGUAGGUAACAGUGGGAUAUCCCGGAUACAAGUGUCUACGGACCAUGUCCUUAAUCUUCUAACAGAGGUUGGUAUUGAUGGUAUCACGGUUGUUGGAGAGGUGUCUGAGAGGGAGAAUCAUGUGGAAAGCUUAAAUUUAGAAUGAUGUGUCAAUUUUAUUUUGUAACUGCAUGGAGGCCUAGUGUUUUCUCAUAUUCAAUUUAUUAUUUGACUCAUUGCUUUAUUAUAUAUUUUUUUUAUUUUUCGCGUAGCUGAGAACCUCAGACAAGGUUAUGUAUUUACAUGCUCAUGCUUUAACAAAAUAUAAUGUAUUAUUUUUGUUUCUAUACCGAACUAGAUAUUUUACUCUUAUGAAAUACUAGAGAUGUUUGGUGUAGGUGAUUAGGAAGUGUUAUUUUUUAAUUAUUUUUUAUUUUUUUAUUUAAAAAAAAAAAUAUAUAUAUUUUUUUUUUGAUAAUCGACUUGAUAUUAUGUUCCAUAUAUGUCCUUUUUAAGUUUUUGGUGCUUAUUAAAGCACCAGAGGAGGGUUAUGUGGGAGAAAUUAGGUACAUAUAUGGAUAAAUAUACUGUCCUAUAUAAAAGAGGGAUGCAUUUGCCAUUCUGGUAAGGUACAUUGUCUAUUGUAUAGGACAGGAAGCCAGAGUGGGGCCAUGGGAGAGGGCAACACAUAGACGCCUAGGGCAGCUGGACAUACAAAGGUCAGAGGUUGUCUAAGGAGGGGGUCAGCCAAAGGACCAAUUGAUGGAUUACAGACAUCAAUCACAUCACAGGAGACAAGUCUGUUUGAUCUUAGACAACCAUAUGAAGAGAAGGCGACCAGAACAGCUAGGCACCCUAAAGCUAAAGGAGAUGAAAGACACCAAAAGGGACACAUGGAGUUAAUUACAGGGUAUGAACACAGGCCACAGGAAAGGGGAAUGUAUAGUAUUUUUAGUAUAGCUGAGCAUGCUAAAAACAGAAGAGACACAUAGUCUGCUGACCCUAGAUAACACACAAACAGGAGAACGCAUUAAGCUGAGUGAAGGGUCAAAGCAAGGGUCUUG
Messenger RNA from Oncorhynchus mykiss (rainbow trout), 6184 nucleotides. The record is from RefSeq and is a predicted model, not a curated record. NCBI's taxonomy places the organism in Eukaryota, Metazoa, Chordata, Actinopteri, Salmoniformes, Salmonidae.